GUGAAGAUCAACUAGUGCAUGCAUGCGUUUGAAUCUUAUGUCACACAUGCUUAUGGCCUGUGUAUUAGACGUUACUUGCAUACUCAUACUCAGCCCUAUCCAUUACAAGAAUCUUGAAAGAAGCGAAAAGGCGAAGAAAUGAAAGGUUUUUUCUCGCUUUUUGUGUUUCUUGUGAUUUUUGGUUCGGUUCGAGGUGAUCUGAAGCUAGGGUUUUAUAAGAGUGCAUGCCCAAAAGCCGAAAAGAUAGUACAAGAUUAUGUGAACCAACAUAUUCCCAAUGCUCCAUCGCUUGCGGCGGCUCUUAUCAGAAUGCAUUUCCAUGAUUGUUUCGUUAGGGGUUGUGACGGAUCCGUCCUUUUGAAUUUUACUUCAAGCUCAGGGAAUCAAACAGAGAAAACAGCACCCCCAAACCUAACUGUUCGAGGGUUUGAUUUCAUCGAUAGAUUGAAGAGUUUACUCGAAGCCGAAUGCCCUGGCAUUGUUUCUUGUGCUGAUAUUGUUGCUCUUGCAGCUAGAGACUCCAUCGUUGUCACCGGUGGCCCUUCAUGGAAAGUACCAACGGGCCGAAGAGACGGGGUGAUAUCAGUUGCAUCAGAGGCGUUAGCCGAAAUCCCCGCUCCAUUCGACAACAUCACCACCCUCAUACAAAACUUUGCCAAUAAAAGUCUUGAUAUAAAGGAUCUUGUUUUGCUUUCAGGUGCUCACACUAUUGGAAUCUCGCUUUGUACCUCAUUUUCAAACCGUCUAUACAAUUUCACGGGUGUGGGAGAUCAAGACCCGACACUCGAUAGUGAAUACGCUGCCAAUCUUAAAUCAAGAAAAUGCAGGACACAAAACGACAAUACAACAAUAGUUGAGAUGGAUCCUGGGAGCCGUACCACUUUCGAUCUUAGCUACUACUCGCUAUUGCUAAAGCGUAGGGGAUUGUUCGAGUCUGAUUCGGCUCUUACUAGGGACUCAAACACGUUGGCAUUAAUAAAUCAACUCCUUCAAGGAUCACUUCAGAAUUUCUUCAGUGAGUUUGCAAUGUCCAUGGAGAAAAUGGGUCAGAUUGAGGUGAAAACGGGUACCUCCGGUGAGAUCCGAAAGAAUUGUGCUGUUGUAAACAGCUAAGUGUGUAGUCCUUUGAUGUUUUAUUUGUUUUGUUUAUUUUGUAUUUAUGUUUGUUGGGGUGUUUUUAUUUUCUAUUUAUCAUUGCAAGUGGGAAAACAACAAAUAAAAAGUUGAUUGUGAGUGAGAUUAGAAAUGAUGCUUGUGUAAUAGAACCAAAAUAAGGGAAUGAAAAUUGCAUUGUUUCUAUUUU
Helianthus annuus (common sunflower) is the source of this 1303-nucleotide messenger RNA. Its product is annotated as peroxidase 3. Gene Ontology annotation, molecular function: heme binding; peroxidase activity. The transcript is spliced from 5 exons. The record is from RefSeq and is a predicted model, not a curated record. Gene Ontology annotation, biological process: response to oxidative stress; hydrogen peroxide catabolic process. Bases 139 to 1113 code for a protein of 324 amino acids. Gene Ontology annotation, cellular component: plasmodesma; plant-type cell wall. NCBI's taxonomy places the organism in Eukaryota, Viridiplantae, Streptophyta, Magnoliopsida, Asterales, Asteraceae.